AUGAGGAAAAUAAAAAAUAAAGCUUCUAUUUUCUUCGAAGAUCAUCCUGUACAAAAAUGGGAUCUGCGAUCGCCAAUUCCCUAUACAUUUGAUGCAUCUUUAGCUUUUACUUUUUUUCUUUUAUCUUUUUUCUGGUAUAUUUUUUACGAUCUUACCUUUCAGCCGAAUUUGACAAAACGACGUCCGAAAUGCUUUAAAGGAGAUCGAAGAAAAAACCUGCAUUCGUUUCGAAUACCUCGCCACAGCACCGAAAGGAUAUCACAUAAAUUAUCAAAAGGUGGACAGCGCGACAUUUUGCGGCCUCUCGUAUAUUGGGAGAGUGGAGCCAGCGAAUCCAGUUUAUCUCAGCUUUCAGUGUGGAAAUGUGAGUUCCCAUCACAAAUAUUACUUACAGCAAGAGGAAUCGCCAUGCAUGAAACACUUCAUGCGCUCGGAUUGAACCAUGAACAUCUACGAAGUGAUCGUGACCAACACGUGAAGAUUGAUUGGAGUAACAUCAAUCCACAGCAUUACGAUUAUUUUGUUAUCGCUGAUUCGAAGCUCUAUACCACGUAUGGAAUCAAAUACGACUAUGGAAGCAUAAUGCACUAUAACGCCUACAUGGGAGCACUGAACAUCGCGAAACCGACCAUAAUACCUAAGGUAGAUGAAGCUGUAAAUAUGGGAAAACUAGGUCAGCGAGAAAAGUUGAGCGAUGCAGAUGUCGAGAUUCUUAACAAAAUGUACUGCAUGCCAGGUUGCGACGAUACGAAUGUUUACUGUGGCGCUUGGGCCCUGAAAGAAUUGUGCAAUCAUCCAAAUCACAAAGGUUGGAUGGAAAAGAAUUGUCAAAAGAGCUGUAACUUCUGUAAUUUCCGCUGA
Messenger RNA from Ostertagia ostertagi, 861 nucleotides. The record is from the annotation of a GenBank genome assembly. NCBI's taxonomy places the organism in Eukaryota, Metazoa, Nematoda, Chromadorea, Rhabditida, Trichostrongylidae.